Molecule: messenger RNA, 1011 nt
Organism: Tetrahymena thermophila SB210
Lineage: Eukaryota; Ciliophora; Oligohymenophorea; Hymenostomatida; Tetrahymenidae
Product: transmembrane protein, putative
Exons: 1
Source: RefSeq, a predicted model, not a curated record
AUGGAAACAGAUAUAAACGUUCCUAAAACAAAGGGUGUCAAUUUCAUGUUUUAGAACAUAAAGUUCCACAUAUAUGUUUACAUUUUAGUUAAUGUGGGAUAAUGGAUAAUGCAUAGUUAAGAUCACUAUUGCACAGCAGAUGGCAAGUCCAUGCGUAAAUUAAUGGAACAUGGCUCAGUAUGUAUGAUUAUCAUUAACGUACUAGGUUUAUUCUAUAUUUGGUGUAGGGAUUAGUUUGCUCGUUUAGAAUUUUGGUUGAUUUAUGCUACCAAUUUCUUUUGGUUUUUGAUAGUGUUUUUUGAUAUAAUUAGCGCAGUUACUUCUUAAAAAAGAGAGUGUAUGGAAGUUAUUAUGUCUCAGAAGUCUUUUGCAUUUUUAGGUCUUAAAAAUUAAAUUGAGUUGGUGAUUUGCUUGUCAUUUUAGAUGGAAUACGCUGCAAAAUUUGUAAAUAUGGCUUCUAAUUUACUCUUCCCUUAUCUGCUUUUAAGUAGUGGCAAAGACCUUGGACUAUGCCACGAUAACGGCUCCAUAAUUAUCUUUUCCAUUUGUUUCUCUCAUAUCUUUAUUAAUAUUUUAGCAGCAAUUAUGAACUCAGUUCUUAUGUGCAUGGGAAGAAAGGGAAGAAAAUUAUAAUCAUUCAGGUUCUUUAUUUUAAUAGCAGUAGUUAGCUUUCUUAUAGUCUAUGUAAUAGUUUUCAUUUCCUACAAUCAAGUAAAACAAGAAAGGCAAUGUGUUCCAAUGGAAUACACUUUAAGGGCAUACAUAUAAAUUUCUCCCAUAGCAAUUGCUUCUAUGCUGACUAUAUUGCUUUCUGUCAAGUCUGAUUUGGGUGGAGAUGUUAGAGAAAAGGCAUUAAUUUAGCAUUAAAAGCAUGCAAACGACUAAGACUAUAUAAUGGGAGUAACUUCCAAAAUAGGAGGAGGAGCUUAUGGAGUAGUUUCUCAAGCUAACCACACAGACAAAUCUAAAGUAGCACAAAUUAAGCAAGGUUUUGGUAGCUUGAAAUAGUGA